AUGGCCCGGGCGGGCGGCGGCGGCGCAGCAGCUCCCGAACGCGCGGGGGGCGCGACGCGGCCGGAGCCGUGGGAGCUGUCCCUAGAGGAAGUGCUGAAGGUGUACGAGCAGCCCAUCAACGAGGAGCAGGCCUGGGCGGUGUGCUUCCAGGGCUGCCGCGGGCUGCGGGGCGAGCCGGGCGGCGUGCGGCGCAUCCGGGACACGGCAGACAUCCUCCUGCGUAGGGACGGCUCGGUUGGCGCGCGGCUGGAGCCCGAGCCUACAACCAUGGUGGUGCGGCCAGCCAGCUCAGAAGCCCAGAUGGUGCAGUCCCUGGGCUUCGCCAUCUACCGUGCUCUGGACUGGGGAUUAGAUGAGAGUGAAGAGCGAGAGCUCAGCCCGCAGCUAGAGAGGCUCAUCGACCUCAUGGCCAACAGCGACUGCGAGGACAGCAGCUGCGGGGCAGCGGAUGAGGGCUACGGGGGUCCGGAAGAGGAGGAGGAGGCGGAGGGCGGCCCCCGAGCCGUGCGCACCUUUGCCCAGGCUAUGAGGCUGUGUGCUUCCCGCCUGACUGAUCCCCAUGGCGCGCAGGCCCACUACCAGGCGGUGUGCCGGGCUCUCUUUGUGGAGACGCUGGAGCUUCGUGCUUUCCUGGCCCGGGUGAGGGAGGCCAAAGAGAUGCUGCAGAAGCUGGGAGAGGAUGAGCCGCGGGUAGAGAAGCCACUGGCCGAGCUUGACCACCUGGGACACACGGACUGGGCCCGGCUGUGGGUGCAGCUCAUGCGGGAGCUCCGUCAUGGGGUGAAGCUGAAGAAGGUACAGGAGCAGGAGUUCAACCCGCUGCCCACCGAGUUCCAGCUCACCCCCUUCGAGAUGCUGAUGCAGGACAUCCGUGCCAGGAACUAUAAGCUGCGCAAGGUCAUGGUUGAUGGGGACAUCCCUCCCAGAGUGAAGAAAGAUGCACAUGAACUUAUCCUGGACUUCAUCCGCUCUCGGCCUCCACUGAAGCAGGUCUCAGAGAGGCGGCUUCGCCCUGUACCACAGAAGCAAAGAACACUGCACGAGAAGAUCCUGGAGGAAAUCAAGCAGGAGCGGCGGCUUCGUCCGGUGGGGGUCCAGCACCUGGGUGCCCGCGGGUUUGGUUCUCUGCCCUGCAUCCUCAACGCCUGCUCUGGGGACGUCAAAUCCACUUCCUGCAUCAACCUGUCUGUCACGGACACUGGGAGUGGAAGCCAGCGUCCUCGGCCCCGCGUCCUGCUUAAAGCCCCCACUUUAGCAGAGAUGGAAGAAAUGAACACAUCUGAGGAAGAAGAGUCCCCAUGUGGAGAGGUGACACUAAAGCGGGAUCGCUCUUUUUCGGAACAUGACCUGGCUCAGCUUCGGAGUGAGAUGGUCUCUGGCCUGCAGUCAGUCUCUCAGCCCCCAGGAGGCUCGGAGCCACCUCGGGCCAGAGCAGGCAGCAUGCACUCCUGGAGGCCCAUCCCCCGAGAGCAGGUUCCCUGUCCUGUGAGUGGCCAGUCCCAGCCUUACCCCAGCUCCGCCUUGCCCAGCAGCUUGAGCUCAGUGGAUAAAACAACGGAGGCUUCCGCACCAGAUACCAGACACCUGUGGCUGGAGUUCAGCCACCCUGUGGAGAGCCUGGCUCUGACUGUGGAGGAGGUGGUGGAUGUGCGCCGAGUUCUGGUGAAGGCUGAGAUGGAGAGGUUUCUGCAGGACAAGGAGCUCUUCAGCAGCCUUAAGAGGGGGAAAAUUUGCUGCUGCUGCCGAACUAAGUUUCCCUUAUUUUCCUGGCCACCUACCUGUCUCUUCUGCAAGAGAGCUGUGUGCACCUCCUGCAGUGUGAAGAUGAAGAUGCCUUCCAAGAAGUGUGCACACAUCCCUGUGUACACACUUGGUUUUGAGAGUCUUCAGAGGGUGCCAACUACCAAAGCCACACCAACACCGAGGAGAGAGGCCUUCCAAUCCCUGCAGGGACCAAAGUGGCGGAGUGUGGAGGAGGAGUUUCCCCACAUCUACGCCCAUGGCUGUGUCCUAAAGGAUGUCUGCAGUGACUGCACAAGCUUCGUGGCUGAUGUAGUGUGCUCCAGCCGCAAGAGUGUGGACGUCCUCAAUGCCACGCCACAACGCAGCCGCAGCCGCCAGACCCAGUCCCUCUAUAUCCCCAACACCAGGACUCUCAGUUUCCAGUGACUUGUGAUGGCCACCCUGCGCCCCAUCCUGGAACACAGCUGCCGUCAGCCCCCCUGCGCAUGUACAUAUAUACAUAUAUAGAUACAUUUAUAAUAUAUAUAUGGCCUAUAUAUUUAUAUAUACAUACAUUGUCUCUUUGCCCUACAGUUCAUUCAGGGCCAAGCUUUCUCCAGAACCUUCCCUGUUCCUUUCCUCUCAGGAAUCCUUGGAAAGGCUGGGAGGGACUGGGGAAUGGAGGAAGGGCCGAGGACUUUGAUCUUAGAACUCUGGCACAGCUUAUACCAUGGUUCUCUUUGGCGGCCUUUCUUCCCUGGGUGGACAGGGCAGCUUGGUUCGAGGGUGAACCUGAGUACCAGGUCUGCCUCUGCCGCACUUUUGGGGCCAAAACAGCAGAGGCACCUGGGACACCUCUAAAAGUGGACUGCGAAUUUUCCUG
This is a messenger RNA of Acomys russatus (golden spiny mouse), 2605 nucleotides long. RefSeq names its product spire type actin nucleation factor 2 (gene Spire2). Gene Ontology annotation, biological process: intracellular transport; establishment of meiotic spindle localization; actin filament network formation. The record is from RefSeq and is a predicted model, not a curated record. Gene Ontology annotation, molecular function: actin binding. NCBI's taxonomy places the organism in Eukaryota, Metazoa, Chordata, Mammalia, Rodentia, Muridae. Gene Ontology annotation, cellular component: cytoplasmic vesicle membrane; cell cortex.